Messenger RNA from Adineta steineri, 203 nucleotides. The record is from the annotation of a GenBank genome assembly. Lineage: Eukaryota; Metazoa; Rotifera; Eurotatoria; Adinetida; Adinetidae.
AAAAAAAAUGAAUUAUAUGUAAAACUUGUUUAUAGACACGAACUGAUGAUGCUGCUAAAGCAGUUAAACCAUUUGGUGAAGUUGACUUCUAUCAUCCGGGUGCAAGUUUUGGUCCAUGGUUACCAAGUGAAUUUAUUGCUGUAAUUGGUUUUGGACUCGUUUGGUGGGCUGCAUAUCGCGAACGAUCGAAAAUCCUUGCUUGA